CGCGGUUGUGGCUCGGUGGGCCUCGGUGAGAUAAUGGGGCUGCGACUUUCCGCCCCCGGGGCCUCGCAGCCUGCAGGGAGCCCCGGUUCUGGCGGAACACCGGGGAUCCCGCCUCCAUCGCUGCAGCCCCCGCUGGAUUCCGCCCCCCGCGGGCCCGGGGAGAGGCUGAGGCACGGUGCCAGUGCUCACCCCUCUCGGUGUAUGUGUGGUAACAACAUGUCUGUCCCCCUCCUCGCCGACGCUGUCACCGUGUCAGGGGCAGAGCGGGAGACCGCCGCGGUGAUUUUCCUCCAUGGCCUUGGCGACACGGGACACAGCUGGGCCGAUGCUCUCUCCUCCAUCCGCCUCCCCUACGUGAAGUACAUCUGCCCUCACGCGCCCCGCAUCCCGGUGACCCUCAACAUGAAGAUGGUGAUGCCCUCCUGGUUUGACCUGAUGGGAUUGACUCCAGAUGCACCUGAGGAUGAGGCUGGGAUCAAGAAAGCUGCAGAAAACAUUAAAGCAAUCAUUGAACACGAGAUCAAGAAUGGGAUCCCCCCCAACCGCAUCAUCCUGGGGGGCUUCUCUCAGGGCGGUGCCUUGUCGCUGUACACGGCUCUGACGUGCCAGCACCAGCUGGCGGGCAUCGUGGCGCUCAGCUGCUGGCUCCCGCUGCACAAGGCCUUCCCUCAGGCGGCGAACAACGGCGUGAACAAGGACAUCGCCAUCCUGCAGUGCCACGGGGAGCUGGACCCCAUGAUCCCCGUGCGCUUCGGGGCCCUCACGGCCGAGAAGCUCAAGUCUGUGGUCACCCCCACCAAGGUGCAGUUCAAAACCUUCCCUGGAGUGAUGCACAGUUCCUGUCCUCAGGAGAUGAUGGCGGUGAAGGAGUUCAUCGAGAAGCUGCUGCCCCGGAUCUGAGCCCAGCCCCUCGGGACUGUCGCAGGGGAGGGUGCCGAGGUGUCCCCGUGCCCCGCCCGCUGCCAACGGAAGCCAUGGCCCCCCCAGCGCACCUCCCGCACCCACCGUGCCCGCGCCCUGCACCGCGUCCCCCG
Molecule: messenger RNA, 1034 nt
Organism: Melozone crissalis (California towhee)
Lineage: Eukaryota; Metazoa; Chordata; Aves; Passeriformes; Passerellidae
Gene: LYPLA2
Product: lysophospholipase 2
Exons: 10
Coding region: 34-900 (288 amino acids)
Biological process (GO): protein depalmitoylation
Cellular component (GO): cytoplasm
Molecular function (GO): palmitoyl-(protein) hydrolase activity; carboxylic ester hydrolase activity
Source: RefSeq, a predicted model, not a curated record